AUAUACUCAAAACAACUUCGCAGUCACGGAAUAUACACCUUUUCUGCGUUGACGCAAUUACUCGCAGAGAGAAAGAGCCCAGAGAUUUAUUUUCAUGGCAGUUAACAAGCUCCAAGCUUUCUGGAGCCACCCGGCUGGCCCUAAAACUAUUCAUUUUUGGGCUCCAACUUUCAAAUGGGGUAUAAGCAUAGCAAACGUCGCUGACUUCUCAAAACCUCCUGAGGUGCUCUCGUAUCCUCAACAAACAGUUGUAGCAUGUUCCGGACUUAUAUGGUCACGCUACGGUAUGGUGAUCACACCGAAAAACUGGAAUCUUUCUAGUGUUAAUUUUGCAAUGUCUGUAACAGGGUUGUAUCAACUAUCGCGAAAAAUAAAGCAUGAUUAUUUUCCUGAGAAAGAAGAAGCUGUCCCAGAAGGGCAAUGAACAACCACAUAGGCCAACAUGGAGUAAUGGUGUCAACAUUUCCUUAGAAAGUCAUUUGUUUGUGUUGGUUAUUGUAAAAAAUUGGUUUGUGGGAUUUGAAAAUAUUCAACUAGGGUGCAUAAUAAAUUUCUGCCUUAGAAUUUGCAAGAUGCCUAAUUAAUUUGUUAAUUUCCUUAAAUGUGUCAGUAUUAGACAACUUAACAACAAUUUCUACUAAAAAUGAAUUGUUGAUCCAAACAAGUUUUAUAUUGUUUU
This is a messenger RNA of Morus notabilis, 679 nucleotides long. RefSeq names its product mitochondrial pyruvate carrier 4-like. The record is from RefSeq and is a predicted model, not a curated record. The transcript is spliced from 5 exons. The coding region runs from base 95 to 424 and encodes 109 amino acids. Gene Ontology annotation, biological process: pyruvate import into mitochondria. NCBI's taxonomy places the organism in Eukaryota, Viridiplantae, Streptophyta, Magnoliopsida, Rosales, Moraceae. Gene Ontology annotation, cellular component: mitochondrial inner membrane.